AUGCUGUUUAACACCGAACAGCUAGAUACAAAGUUGGAUGGCUUGACACUUGGGGAUAGCUAUAAACAAGAAAAAUUUAGUGAGAAUAAUAGGAGUAAUUCUGAAAAUAUACCAAAUGUAGCACAAGGUACAGAUCUAACCAUACCGGGGAAAAUAAGCUAUAUUGAUAAGCCUAAGACGUCGUUGUUAUCCUCGUCGCUUGCCAAAGAUUUUCCCCAUGCACAUGCAAAUGCGUUAAGUCCAACAGUUGGUGAGAGAGAUGUCAAUUUGUAUAUGAAUAUGGAUGAUCGUAUGGAUACGGAGACGAAUUUGACUGACGACCACCCAGAACCUAUAAUAUUGGCCAGUUCUGUUGGAAAGGAGAUAGAUGGGCGUUUGAUUCCAUCAUCGUCAACAAUAUCGUUGUUAUCGUUAAAUGGGCAAAAUAGCGGCCAAGGAGGUUGUUAUGACACAACUGAGGUCGAUGGAAAUGGAGGGAGUUCUGGUUACGGUACCAUGACGUCGCCGAAGAAUUCGAAUAAUCAUUUUGCUGGCAACUAUAAUUAUUCACACAUAACAUCAAAUACUACACCUCAAACUGCAUUUAUGGACCGCAAACUGGGACAUAACAAUAUAACAAGUAGAAACUCAUUGACGCAUUUAAACCAAAUAAGGUUACAGCCAUAUCAAAGGUUCAGUUCACCCUCAUCUCAACAACCAUUCAUACAACAAGAAACCACAUCAAGCACCACUUGUCAAAGCAUUCCGAUAGAAAAUAAGUCAUCGAUUAUAGUUCCAGACUCACCAAGCUUGGACCCAACUUCAGUAGGAGGAUCCCCAUCUGGCUUGUGGCUAUCGAGCCAAACACCCUCAAAACCAUCAACGGGUUCUUUCAAGAACAAUUCACGCAGUGAACUAUUUCACAUGAUGCAAUCUCAACAACAAAAGCAAAAUUAUGAUUCCAUGCAACCAGCAGAGCCAAUUCAUUCCAUUCAGCCUACGCUGCAGUCUACAAAUCAAUUGAUCUAUAACGCAAAUGCUUCGAAUAAUUAUACCACCACUUCGACAAUUAGCUAUUUGAAAAUAGAUGGCAGCACAUCACCGAUACUACAUCCAGUGCAAACCCCAUCUGAAGAUCCACCAAUGACUCCUCUAUAUUUAAAUUCGAAUUCCCUUAGUCAGAAUGACGUUGGAUAUUUUGGAAAUUUAGCGGAAUAA
Debaryomyces hansenii CBS767 is the source of this 1197-nucleotide messenger RNA. RefSeq lists its product as uncharacterized. NCBI's taxonomy places the organism in Eukaryota, Fungi, Ascomycota, Pichiomycetes, Serinales, Debaryomycetaceae. The coding region runs from base 1 to 1197 and encodes 398 amino acids. The transcript has a single exon. The record is from RefSeq and is a predicted model, not a curated record.